Molecule: messenger RNA, 754 nt
Organism: Eutrema salsugineum
Lineage: Eukaryota; Viridiplantae; Streptophyta; Magnoliopsida; Brassicales; Brassicaceae
Product: lactoylglutathione lyase
Exons: 4
Coding region: 97-510 (137 amino acids)
Source: RefSeq, a predicted model, not a curated record
ACUAAUCUUUUUAAUUAAUCAAUUUUGUUUCACUUUGUGUGCGCAAAUUGUAAAAGUUGCAACUUUGUUUCUGAAUUCUCUCUUCUUAGAACCGACAUGGCGACUCUUGGCCAUAUCGCCAGAGAAUCAUCAGAUAUCACACGGCUCGCCAAGUUUUACAAAGAGGUAUUUGGGUUUGAAGAGAUCGAAAGCCCUGAUUUUGGAGACCUAAAGGUCAUAUGGCUAAACUUACCAGGUGCUUUUGCGAUGCACAUCAUCCAGAGAAACCCUUCAACAAAUCUUCCAGAAGGUCCUUACAGUGCCACCUCUGCGGUUCGGGAUCCUAGCCAUCUCCCAAAGGGUCACCAUAUCUGCUUCUCCGUCUGCAAUUUCGACUCUUUCCUUCGUUCUCUCAAGGAGAAAGGGAUUGAAACUUUCCAGAAGUCUCUUCCUGAUGGAAAAGUCAAGCAAGUUUUCUUCUUUGAUCCAGACGGAAACGGAUUAGAGGUAGCAAGUCGAUCUGCGUCUUGAACCGGAAGUUUGUGGUAUGAGUACUCGUAGAAUGUAAUAAAACCAAAAAUAAACAGCUUGUUUGAAACACGAGAUGCAUAUGUAAAGAACAUGUUCCUGUUCUCGUUUCUUAGCUGGAGAGUUUUGGAACAAUGUUGAGCCUAUAUUGUCUAGGUUUGAUGUUAACUUCUGACAACUUACGUUUGGAAUCUCAUGUGCUUUGAAUGUUGGAUGUAUCGCAUUAAUGAGCUUUUCUUGUCUACUA